AUGUCCGUGGACGCGAGAUAUGUGGCCACUCUCAUCAGCACCAGCCACGUCGAGUUUCUCCGACGAAUUGAGCCGACACGGUCAAGAAUAUCGCUUUUCGACGCCGAAGGACCUAAAAAACCGAAGAGGCCAUACCGAGAUACCUCCACCAUCAAGCUGGGUUCCAGCAACGAUCCCUACCACCAACAGAAAGUCCAUCGCCUAUGGCUCCCAAACGUGUAUGAGAGCUCGCGAGGGUUCGAACUGGGCAACUUUGUCUCUUCGAUCUUGUCGGAGAUGACGAAAGAACAAUUGACCAAAUAG
Messenger RNA from Fonsecaea multimorphosa CBS 102226, 303 nucleotides. RefSeq lists its product as uncharacterized. The record is from RefSeq and is a predicted model, not a curated record. Bases 1 to 303 code for a protein of 100 amino acids. NCBI's taxonomy places the organism in Eukaryota, Fungi, Ascomycota, Eurotiomycetes, Chaetothyriales, Herpotrichiellaceae. The transcript is spliced from 2 exons.